Messenger RNA from Corythoichthys intestinalis (scribbled pipefish), 6353 nucleotides. Its product is annotated as dedicator of cytokinesis protein 9-like. NCBI's taxonomy places the organism in Eukaryota, Metazoa, Chordata, Actinopteri, Syngnathiformes, Syngnathidae. Gene Ontology annotation, molecular function: guanyl-nucleotide exchange factor activity. The transcript is spliced from 52 exons. The record is from RefSeq and is a predicted model, not a curated record. Gene Ontology annotation, biological process: small GTPase-mediated signal transduction; positive regulation of GTPase activity. The coding region runs from base 97 to 6306 and encodes 2069 amino acids.
UAGAGCUCUUGCUAUCCACCUCACAACAUGACAGUGUGCUCAGUGAAGUGAGGUUCAGACCUGAUCACAGGCAGACAGUACUGGGCACUGACAGCCAUGCAGGGCCGGGCAGGAAAAGCCCCCAACCGGGAGAUGGUGAUAGAGUCACCACAGAAAUAUAAGAGCUGGGCUGAAAUUGAGGCUGAGGUGGAGGCUGGGUCACAGGUGGCAUCGGUCAAGCCCAAAGUCAUAGAGCCUCUGGACUAUGAGAGUGUAAUCUUACAAAGCAAAAUGCAGAUAAUCAGUGAUCCUCUGAGGGACAUGUUGCAGUUCCCGCCGGAUGACUUCCAGAUAUGCACUUUGAUACGCCAGAGCCGGACUGUUUUCUCUUCUGUGCCAGAAAAUGCUGAACAAGACGCACAUUCAUUGUUUGUUCGAGAGUGUAUGAAAAGUUAUAUGUCAGAGUGGAAUGUGGUCAAUUACAAGUAUGAAGAAUAUUCUGGGGACUACCGACAGCUUCCCAAUAAGGUGAUCAGGCUCGAGAAACUGGCCACUCAUUUGUUUGAAGUGGAUGAGGAAGUGGAAAAAGAUGAGGAUACAGACUCGCUUGGGUCUCACAAGGGAGGAGUGUCUAAACACGGCUGGCUGUACAAAGGCAACGUGAACAGUGCAAUCAGUGUUACUAUGCGUUCCUUUAAAAGGCGAUACUUCCAUCUGGCUCAGCUUGGUGAUGGCUCAUACAACCUAAAUUUCUACAAAGAUGAAAACACCUACAAAGAGCCCAAAGGAACAAUCUUCCUUGAUUCAUGCAUGGGCGUUCUUCAGAACAAUAAAGUAAGAAGGUUUGGUUUUGAGCUGAGGAUGCAAGAUAAGAGCACAUUCUUGCUGGCUGCAGAGAGUGAAUUGGAGAUGGAAGAAUGGAUCAGUACUCUUAACAAAAUUCUUCACAGCACCUUUGAACAAACCAUGCAGGAGAGACACCAGAGGGACAUACAAGAUGAUGAGGAUGAUGGAAGAGCUUUAUCUGGAAGUUUUCAAGAUAGUUUUCAGACGACCAAAGAUAGUGAAUUUAAGAUUAGGAGUGAAGCCAGGUUGAAAUUGAUUACUUUGGACCCUGACACACAGAAACUGGAUUGCACAAGCAUUGAGCCAGAUGUGAGUCAAUUUGAGGAAAAAUUCGGGAAGCAAAUCUUGGUCAGCUGUCAUGACUUGUCGUUCAACCUGCAGUGCUGCAUUACAGAGAAUGAUGAGGGGCCGAUAACUAAUGUGGAACCUUUCUAUUUGGUUCUGUCCCUUUUUGACAUUCAGAACAGCAGAAAAAUAUCAGCUGAUUUCCACGUGGAUCUCAACCACCCUUUGGUCCGACGAAUGACACCAGGUUUUGCUUGCGGCCACGACUUGGACAGGAACGUUUGUAAGGGUGAAGAUCCCUUUAGUAGGAGAAGGCUUGCUAAUGGCUUUCCAGAGACACUUCUCCAAUAUACCAAACAGGCAGUGUUUUCAGUCACGUGCCCCCAUCCCGAUAUCUUCCUGGUGGCGAGGAUUGAGAAGGUCCUCCAAGGGGGUAUUACCCACUGCAGUGAACCCUACAUGAAGAGCUCAGACUCCACAAAGAUGGUGCAAAAGGUACUGAAAAAUGCAAAACUGGCCUGCAGCAGAUUAGGCCAGUACCGGAUGCCAUUCGCUUGGUCUGCAAGACCUGUGUUCAAAGAUGCAUCAGGAAAUUUGGACAAAAAUGCUCGUUUCUCAGCUCUUUACCGACAAGACAGCAGCAAGUUGUUGGAUGAGGACAUGUUCAAACUGCUCGCUGACUUUAGAAAUGUUUUAUGGUACUCUCCCAACAGACCAGAGAAAAUGGCCAAACUUCCUGUGCUGCUAGGGAAUCUGGAUGUAACUAUUGAAUAUGUGACCCCAGAUCUGACCAAUUGCUUCACUUCGUCCUAUAUCCCUUUGCGGAACUUUGAAAUAAAUGGGUCGAACAGCACCACUCUGGAGGUGGAGGAAUUUGUACCCUCCAUUGCCAAGUGCUCCCAACCUUUUACCAUCUAUAAAAACCAUCUUUAUGUCUAUCCAAAGCAGCUCAAGUAUGAUGGUCAGAAAUCUUUCGCUAAGGCCAGGAAUAUUGCAGUUUGCAUUGAAUUCAAGGAUUCUGACAAGGAAGAAGCACAGCCACUUAGGUGCAUCUAUGGGCGUCCUGGAAAUUCUCUCUUCACAAAGAAGGCCUUUGCAGCUGUUAUGCACCACCAACAAAACCCUGAGUUUUAUGAUGAGAUAAAGAUAGAGUUGCCAACUCAACUGCACCAAAAGCAUCACCUACUUUUUACCUUCUAUCACGUUAGCUGUGACAGCAACAACAAGAAGAAAGACUUGGUGGAGACACCAGUGGGCUCAGCAUGGUGGCCUCUGCUAAAAGAUGGUAGGGUCAACAUACAACACCAGCAGCUACCCGUGGCUGCUCAUUUGCCUGCAAGCUACCUAAGCUCCCAGGAUGCUGUCACUAAGCAUUCUGCGUUGGGUAUCAAGUGGGUUGAUGGAGGAAAGCCUCUGUUCAAAGUCUCAACGCAUCUGGUUUCCACAAUUUACACUCAGGAUCAACACUUGCACAACUUCUUUCACCACUGUGAAAGCACUGAAUUGUCAGAACAAGGAUCAGAGGGCGAGCUGGUGAAAUUCUUAAAGAGUCUCCACGCAAUGGAAGGUCAUAUUAUGGUGAACUUUUUGCCCACCAUUCUUAACCAGCUGUUCUGUGUCCUGACUAGAGCCUCAAAUGAAGAUGUGGCUGUCAAUGUGACAAGGGUAAUGGUGCACAUUGUAGCACAGUGCCAUGAAGAAGGACUUGAGCAUUACCUGAGGUCUUAUGUCAAGUUUGUCUUUAAACCAAGGCCUUAUUCUUCGAACAAUGUAAAUAAGGUUCACGAGGAGCUAACAAAGGCCAUGACAGCAAUUCUGAAGCCGUCCACUGAUUUCCUAACAAGCAACAAGCUGCUUAAGCACUCUUGGUAUUUCUUUGAAACGUUGAGCAAAUCCAUGGCUCAUUAUCUCACAGACAGUGGUAAAGUCAAGCUCCCAAGAAACCAAUGCUUUUCUUCCUCCUUCAACCAUGCAAUCGAGAUCUUGGUCAAUAUGCUGAUGUCUCACAUCACCCAGAAGUUCAAGGACAACCUGGAUGCUGCACGCAAUGCUAAUCAAAGCCUGGCAGUUUUCAUUAAGCGCUGUUUCACUUUUAUGGACCGGGGAUUUGUGUUCAAGCAGAUCAAUAACUACAUGAUUUGCUUCACACCUGGCGACCCCAAGACUUUGCAUGAAUUCAAAUUUGAGUUCCUUAGGAUUGUGUGCAACCAUGAGCAUUACAUCCCACUCAAUCUCCCCAUGUCAUUUGGAAAAAGCUGCAUACAUUGGUUCCAAGAUCAACUGGAGUAUUCACUGACUGAUGACUUCUGUCGAAACCACUUCCUGGUGGGUCUGCUGCUGAGGGAGGUGGGUAGUGCCUUAAAGGAGAACCAAGAAAUUCAGCACAUGGCCAUCCAGGUGCUGAAGGGGCUGAUGAUUAAACAUGCAUUGGACGAUCGCUACGCUGCCAGAGGCCAUCAGGCUAGACUUUCCAACCUCUACUUGCCGUUGUUUGGCUUGGUGCAGAAGCACGCCAGAAGGCUGGAAGGCAAGGAUUUCGUCCCUCCUAGUCAUCGCAAUAACCCGCAAGAGGAUUUGUUGGGAAUGAACUCUUUGCUGACCCGUCAGAAGCAGACCACUUACAAAGAUGUUUUUGGAGCAACUUCUCCUUAUAGCUCCAUUCCCACUUUUGGCUCAGUUCACCUUGCAGACUCCAGAGGCUCCCUGGUCUCCACUGAUUCUGAGAACAGCCUGCUAGACAAGAAUUGUGAUAGGGCACACUUCCUGGAAAAGAACCACUGUAUAUCAACUCUGGGGAGCGCUGUGCCGCAUUGUAACAAAAUGAACCAAGAUGAGAGCAAAAACCUGCUCAUGUGUUUUUUGCAUAUCCUUAAGAAUGUGUCAGAAGAUGCCCUUUGUACGUACUGGAAAAAAGCAUCACCAUCUGAGCUGAUAGACUUUUUUACAAUACUGGAAGUUUGUCUUCAUCAAUUUAGAUACAUGGGGAAGCGAGUCAUUGUCAGGAAUCUUGAAGCGGCAAUGCCUCUUGGUCCAGACAGGAAGUCCUUGACUCUGCCUGUGUCUCGUAACAGGGCGGGAAUCAUGCCUGCCCGCUUACAACAGUUUGGGACAUUGGAGAACUCGCACGCAGUUAACAACAUGUAUUCCUAUACAGAAGCUGAAGUGACCAGCCAAUGCUUGCUGGAAGCAAACGUGUCCACAGAGGUGUGCCUGACUGUGCUGGACACACUCAGUAUCUUCAUUAUGGCAUUCAAGAGCCAGCUGAACUCAGAUCUAGGCCACAACCCAUUGAUGAAGAAAGUAUUUGAGGUGCAUCUAUGCUUACUGCAGAUCCCUCAGUCUGAAGCUGCUCUCAAACAGAUUUUCACCUCAUUGAGAACCUUUAUCUACAAGUUCCCCUGCACAUUCUUCAAUGGCCGAGCAGACAUGUGUGGCUCCUUAUGCUAUGAAAUUUUGAAGUGUUGCAACUCGAAACUAAGUUCCCUCCGCAAUGCUGCAGCCAAUCUUCUUUACAUCCUAAUGAAGAGCAACUUUGACUACACCGGACGUAAAUCGUUUGUCAGAAGCCACCUGCAGGUGAUAAUUGCUGUCAGUCAGCUGAUUGCUGAUGUCAUUGGCAUCGGUAGCACGCGUUUCCAGAGAUCUCUGUCUAUCAUUAACAACUGUGCAAAUGCUGAUCAAAGCAUCAAGCACACUGCGUUCCCAUUAGAUGUGAAGGACCUGACCAAACGAAUCAGAACAGUGCUGAUGGCCACUGAGCAAAUGAAGGAGCAUGAAAAUGACCCAGAAAUGUUGGUGGAUCUCCAAUACAGUUUAGCUAAGUCCUACACAAGUACACCAGAGCUCCGCAAGACUUGGCUGGACAGCAUGGCACGAAUCCAUACUAAAAAUAGUGACCUUUCGGAGGCAGCCAUUUGCUACGUGCAUGUUGCAGCUCUGGUUGCCGAGUACUUGUGGAGGAAAGGAAUGUUCAGACAUGGUUGCUCAGCUUUUCGUGUCAUCACUCCAAACAUUGAUGAAGAGGCAGCCAUGCUGGAGGAUGUAGGGAUGGAAGACGUUCAUUUUAAUGAGGAUGUAUUGAUGGAGCUGUUGGAGGAGUGUGCUGAAGGUCUUUGGAAUGCAGAGCGCUAUGAGCUCAUUGCUGAUGUCUACAGGCUCAUCAUUCCCAUCCAUGAAAAACGCAGAGAUUUUGAGAAACUGACACACGUGUAUGAUACGCUCCACCGUGCCUACACCAAAGUUUUGGAAGUGAUACAUACUGGAAAGCGUGUGCUUGGUACAUACUUCAGAGUGGCAUUUUUUGGACAGAGCUUUUUUGAGGAUGAAGAUGGCAAAGAAUACAUCUACAGGGAGCCAAAGUUCACACCUCUGUCUGAGAUUUCACAAAGGCUCUUGAAGCUGUAUUCGUACAAGUUUGGUCAAGACAAUGUGAAAAUUAUUCACGACUCAGGAAAGGUGAAUCCAAAGGACCUGGACUCCAAGUAUGCCUACAUUCAGCUGACGCAUGUUGUGCCAUACCUCGAUGACAAGGAGUUGGAGGAAAGGAAGACCAACUUUGAAAAAAGCCACAAUAUUCGUCGUUUUGUGUUUGAGACACCCUUUACAAUUUCUGGCAAGAAACAGGGUGGUGUGGAAGAGCAGUGUAAACGACGAACCAUUCUAACCACCACCCACUGUUUCCCUUAUGUGAAGAAGCGCAUUGCUGUAAUGUACCAACACCAAAGUGAUCUUAGCCCUAUCGAGGUCGCCAUUGAUGAGAUGAGUGCGAAAGUGACCGAACUGCAGUUGCUGUCCUCGGCCUCUGAGGUGGACAUGAUUCGCCUACAGCUUAAAUUGCAAGGAAGCGUCUGUGUUCAGGUCAAUGCUGGCCCACUUGCUUAUGCCAGAGCCUUUUUGGAUGAUAUUUGUGCCAAGAAAUAUCCAGACAAUAAGGUCAAACAGCUCAAAGAGGUCUUCAGGAAUUUUGCAGAGGCUUGUGGCCAGGCACUGGCUGUAAAUGAACGGCUGAUUAAAGAGGAUCAGCACGAGUAUCAUGAUGAAAUGAAGGCUAACUACAGGGAUCUUACCAGGGAGCUAUCAAAUAUCAUGCAUGAGCAGAUUAACCCAGUGAACGAUGGCAACAGCGGCUCUCUGUCUGACUCAAUAGGCCUCUACAGUACAAUUGGUGGCACAUCCAGCAGUGGCACAAUGUUCUGAUAUUUUUAUAUCAAAUACUAAGCUCUACCUUUUUUGUGAUUUAGUCC